Messenger RNA from Diuraphis noxia (Russian wheat aphid), 960 nucleotides. RefSeq lists its product as uncharacterized. The record is from RefSeq and is a predicted model, not a curated record. Lineage: Eukaryota; Metazoa; Arthropoda; Insecta; Hemiptera; Aphididae.
AUGUCAAGUAAUGAAUUAACAAAGCGUAUUGAAGAUUCCGGAAUUCYAAAAUGCCAAUCUGAAUUAAUUCAUGAGAUAUUUGCUGCAGCUAAGUACAAAAAUCCAAAAAAUAGACACUACUCAGAAAGUUGGAUGAUUCUAUGUUUAUUAUUUCAAAUACGAUCCCCUUCCGGAUACAAAUUUUUACGUGAUCAAAAUAUUUUACCAUUGCCAUGUGUAAACACUAUUCGAAAACAUUUACUGGCCUUUAAAAGUGAAUGUGGUUUUGAUAAUUCAUUUUUUAAGUUGUUAAAGAAAAAGUUUUCUAAUAAAACUCAACAACAAAGAACAGGCGUUUUAUUAUUAGAUGAAAUAUUCCUAAGGACUAGCAUUAACGUAAAAACAAGAACAUUAACAUACAGCGGGUUAGAAGAUUUUGGAGGUGAAAUAGAAAACAAGGUUAAUAGUUCAGAAUUAGCGGAUCAUGGAUUAGUUUUCAUGUGGAAAAGUUUAGGAGAUGACGUAACUCAGCCCAUAGCUGUCUUUGCGUCUAAGGGACCAGUUAAAGGUAUUGAUUUAGCACAGUUAGUUGUUAAAGCAAUUAUUUUAUUAGAGAAUGCUGGUUUACAAGUGGUUGCCCUUACUUGUGAUGGAGCUUCAACCAAUAAAACUAUGCUAAAAAUAUUAAAUGUAACUGGUAAUAAAACAGAGUUCAAAAACUAUUUCCAAAAUCCAUUUAAUGAGAAUCGAAAAAUAUAUGUAUUUUCUGAUGCCCCGCAUGCAAUAAAAAACGUUAGAAAUCGUUUAUUUCAAAAUAAGCAAUUAAAAAUACAUCCAUCAAAGUCUAGCAUCAAAUGGGACCAUUACAGUCAAGUAUUGAAAUGUGAUACAAAAUCAAUGUUAAAAAUAUGCCCUAAGAUUACAAGGCAACAUAUAGAAUUAAACAAUAUGACGAAAAUGAAAGUAAAAUUAGCUACACAG